Messenger RNA from Microtus ochrogaster (prairie vole), 1981 nucleotides. RefSeq names its product TATA-box binding protein associated factor, RNA polymerase I subunit A (gene Taf1a). Lineage: Eukaryota; Metazoa; Chordata; Mammalia; Rodentia; Cricetidae. The record is from RefSeq and is a predicted model, not a curated record. Gene Ontology annotation, cellular component: RNA polymerase I transcription regulator complex. Gene Ontology annotation, biological process: transcription by RNA polymerase I.
CGGCUUCCGGAGAGGGUUUACUCUGGCAGUCGGUGGCGUGGGGACCCGCAAACUCUGGAGCCCGGUCGUAGCCGCGCGCGGGGUCUGUGCGCCCUUAGCGCGCAGUGGACUUGGAGGAGGCCUGUAAGCGUCCGCUUCUCCCUCCUGCUAUUUCCUGCUGACUUUCUGUAAUCUUGGGUUCUGGGAACGUGAGUUACUGGGACUGUGAAGUUUUGGUUACCGUGGCAACCGCCACGACGGUUGAUUUCACAUUCAGAUGUUACUUCAAGCUUUUGCGCCGAACGGCUGAAUUUGAUUUUUGAAAGCUUAAUCUGGAUGGAAGGCAGAGAAACAGAGUUUGAGGCAGCUCUUGGGAGAUGGCCCAGCAGGUCGUAGCGAUUACCGUCAAGCCAGUUGCCUGAGGAUUAACAUGUACUGAUGCUAACUGAUACUCUCGAUUUGGAAUAAAUAUGAGCAAAUUCUGUGACGAAUUGACAAGGCUUGCGGUGGCAGAGCGUGACAAGAGAGAAGCUUCUGUGUUGUCUAAUCCUGGAAUGCAUUUCCCAUGGCUUCAGGAGCGCAUAGAAACUGUCGUGACUGGAGGGAAGAAGAAGAGGGAUUUUACUCAGACAACAAGUGCUUGUUUAAGCUUCAUCCAAGAAGCCCUGCUGAAGCACCAGUGGCAGCAAGCUGCAGACUAUAUGCACAGCUACUUACAGACCCUGGAAGACUCGGACACCUUCAAGAGACAGGCUGCCCCCGAGAUCAUUUGGAAGCUUGGAAGUGAAAUUCUAUUUUAUCAUCCUAAAAGCAAUGUGGAGACUUUUAAUAACUUUGCUGACCGGAUGAAAAAUAUUGGUGUCUUGAACUAUUUAAAGAUCUCCUUACAACACGCGUUGUAUCUUUUACAUCAUGGAAUGCUGGAGGAUGCAAACAGAAACCUCACUGAUGCAGAGGCAUGGCGGUAUGGUGAAAAGUCGUCCUCUCAGGAAGUGCUGAUCAACCUUGUUCAGGCCUACAAAGGGCUUUUACAGUACUACACGUGGUCCAGGAAGAAGAUGGAGCUGUCAGAGCUGGAUGAGGAUGAUUAUGCUUACACUGCAAAAACUCAACACAUGCUCAACCAGAGCUGCAAGACAUCUGCAAGUAUUUCUGCGCUGCUCAAAACUCCCGGGGUUUGGGACCCUUUUGUGAAGAGUUACGUGGAGAUGCUAGAAUUCUAUGGUGAUCAAGAUGGAGCCCGAGAAAUACUCACCAAUUAUGCGUAUGAUGAAAAGUUUCCCUCAAACCCCAAUGCCCACAUCUACUUAUAUGAAUUUCUGAAGAGAGAGAAGGCACCAAGAGCGAAACUGAUAAGUGUUCUUAAGAUUUUACAUGGGAUUGUGCUAUCCCAUCCACUGAUGUUAGAAUUCCAUACAAUGCUUAGGAAAUCAGAGACAGAAGAACACCGGAAGCUGGGCUUGGGCGUAUUAUUUGAAUUCCUUGAUUUUGCUGGAUGCACUAAGAACAUAACUGCCUGGAAAUACUUGGCAACGUAUCUGAAGCAGACAUUAAUGGAAAGCCAUCCGGCGUGGGUCGAAGAAGAGUGGAAAUCUAGGAGAAGCUGGUGGCCGACCUUUCACUUCAGCUUCUUUUGGGCAAAGAGUGAUUGGAAGGCAGAUGCUGACUUAGCUUAUGAGAAAGCUUUUGUAGCAGGAAUCCUUUUAGGAAAAGGUUGUAGAUAUUUUCGCUAUAUUUUGAAACAAGAUCAUGAAACCUUGAAGAAGAAAAUUAAGCGAAUGAAGAAGUCUGUGAAAAAAUACAGUAUUGUAAAUUCAGGUGUUCGCACCUAGACGGUAAGCUGCUUUGCAGCUGUUACCACAGUGUGGUGGUGCUCAUUGGUUAUCGAAUGUGAGUGGUUGAUGUUUUAAGAUGGCUUUUCAAAUUAUUAUAAGCGUGUGCAUACACACGUGUACAUCCACAUGUGGCUGCUACCUGUCACUGUUCUUGGUCUUGGCAUGCC